CAUCGUCCAACUCGUAUAUAUUACCCUUCUUUGUCAGCACUAAACACUCCUUAACCUCUGCCAUUCUAUAGACCACUCAUUUCUCCAGCAUACCACGAUGAAGUCUACAGUCACUCUCGUACUCGCAGCCGCAUCUUUACCGCUGGCACGCGCGGCGGGUUAUAACCUACUCCAGAACUGGCAGGGCAAUACCUUCUUUGACAACUGGUCCUUCUACGGUAACUUUGAUAACCUGACCAACGGAGACGCCGUCUUCGUCACGCAGGCAGUUGCACAGUCUGAGCCCCAGCUCGCAUUUAUCAACGGUGCGGGGAACGCCAUAGUCCGUGUCGACAAUGCUUCCAACGUCGUAUACCCAAACAAGCGCAACACGGUGCGCCUACAAAGUUUGCAGUCGUAUGGCAUUGGCAGUUUGUGGGUCAUGGACGCUGUCCAUCUGCCCUAUGGUUGCUCCGUCUGGCCGGCGUUCUGGUCUCAAGCGGCUAAGUGGCCUGAAGGAGCAGAGAUUGAUACGCUGGAGAAUGUGAAUCUGGCUCAGGCAAAUCAAAUGGCUCUACACACUGUCGACGGAUGCACAGUCACCAGUUCCGCCGCCAUGACGGGUAGCCUGACAGACCAGGACUGCGGAACUGAGCUGCCGACCAAGACCCAAGGCUGCACUGUGCUUGACUCCAACUCUGCUAGUUACGGUGCGGCCUUCGCCGCGGCUGGGGGCGGAGUGUAUGCUACUCUACUCGCGGAAUCUGGUGUAUAUAUUUGGUUCUUCCCUCGCGCCAGCAUCCCGAGUGACUUGUCUGUUUCUAAUGCCAACUCAUCGCCGAACCCUGAUGGGUGGGGAGAGCCUGCUGCAUAUUAUCCUUCAUCCACUUGCGCCACAUCCACAUUCUUCGAACCGCAGUUCAUCAUCCUGGACAUCACUCUCUGCGGCGAUUUCGCAGGUGCUUUGACUGUGUACAACCAGACUUGCGGACCGAUCCCUUCCGACGCGCCCACGAACUACUGCUACACCACCAAUGUCAUCGGUAAUGGCACUAAUUACGACCAGGCAUAUUUCGAAGUCCAGUACAUACGUGUUUGGAGUAACACAACUACCAACAGCUCCUCUACUGGCAACAGCUCGACCGGCGGUUCUGGCGGGAGUUCCGGGGGCUCUUCGUCCGGAUCGAGCGGGGGCACCGGAAAGUCGUCUGCCGUCCCUCUCCUGACGCAGGGGGCUGCUCUGGCGGCGGCCUUUUUGGGAAUGAUCGGUGCUCUCGCGCUUCUCGUAUAGAUGGAACCGGGUUUACAUUACAACUCUGGACAGCCGGACCCAUAAUCUCACGAUCUCCACUUCCGUGCGCUUCCCAUAAUGGGUGGUUGUAUUCUUUCCCUUCUUUCAUAUAUUCUCUAGGAUCAUACCACAGUUCUUAUAGUGCAGAAUUCAUUCAACCGAUAGUACAGUCAUGCAAUCU
This is a messenger RNA of Dacryopinax primogenitus, 1451 nucleotides long. RefSeq lists its product as uncharacterized. The transcript is spliced from 10 exons. The record is from RefSeq and is a predicted model, not a curated record. Gene Ontology annotation, biological process: glucan catabolic process. Bases 98 to 1270 code for a protein of 390 amino acids. NCBI's taxonomy places the organism in Eukaryota, Fungi, Basidiomycota, Dacrymycetes, Dacrymycetales, Dacrymycetaceae. Gene Ontology annotation, molecular function: hydrolase activity, hydrolyzing O-glycosyl compounds.